AUGCAAGGUGCGAUCAAAGUGAUCCGUUCCCGUGGGAACCUUCUCAGCCAUGCUGUCCUGAGUCACAUCCGUCUCUCCGUUACCAAAUCUCCCGACCUCCUGCGCCCCGUCGGUCUGUUAUCCCUGCGUUUCUUUGACUCGUCGGCGGCUACCAGCGGAGCUAAGCUGGAAGAGACUGGCUUCGAGAGCACCACCAUCGCUGACAUCCUUAAGGCAAAAGGGAAAGGGGCCGACGGCUCGUGGCUUUGGUGCACUACCGAGGACACUGUUUAUGAGGCCGUCAAAUCGGUAGCCUUUUCUUUUGUUUUAUUAUUUUUCGUCGAGAUAAUGAGAAGGAAGUUGCUGGUUUUCCCGGUCACUGGGAACCCUCCUCUGUCUCUGGUUAAUCUAUUGCCAUUUCUCGUGUUUCUUGACGGUGAUCUCAGAUGACUCAGAACAACGUGGGAGCUCUGGUGGUUGUCAAACCAGGAGAGGUAAAAUCUCUCGCGGGGAUUAUUACAGAGAGAGGUAAUGAUUUGGAAAUACGAGUUAUUUACACAUAUUCAGGGCCUUGACGUCUCUUAUCUAGUUUUUGAAAUAUAUCUGAACCUUAUUUUGAGAGAAGAAUCCUGGCUUUGUCGAUGAUUACCUCGAGGAUUUAAUUAUGGAAUCCCUCACGAUGUUUUUUUUCUUCUAUUGAGUCCUGUUUGUUAGAUGAUGAUGCUGUUUUUUUAGAUAGUAGCUUAGAGGUUACAUAAGUGGGGACAUCAUCUUAGCUUGGGAAGAAUGGGCAUGAAAUUUCGUAAGGAUGAAGGAGAUGCCCAGUUCUCAAUGCACCUCUCAAUGAAAUUGCGCAUUCCCCAGGUGAUGAGGCAUUCAUGGAAGCUUAAAAUGGGAUAACACCUCUCAAUGCAUCGCGUUACCUUUUCUUUUUUAAAACAGACUAGACGGAAUGUUUACAUAUGCUUCUUCUUUUUUUGUUAAUAAAUACCCAGUUCUUUUACGUGUAGAAUGCAUGCGAACACUUUGAGAAUUUAUUUUUAAUGAGAAAAGCCGGUCGUGUUGCCAAGGAAAUCGUAUUUUUUUAUUUUAGUAUUUAAUCUGUAUUUUGGUGAUUCGAACCCAUGAAACUGGAAAAAAAUCCUUCCAAGGCCUUUUAGCCUUCGUUUGUAAAGAUUUUCAAUAGUUAAAGGCUCCAGAUAUCUUUAUUGAUCAGUGUACCCCUCUAUUCGUACCAUCGUUGUUUCGGAACCUGCACGAAUUUGCUGAAGAGUGGGCUAUCCUUCUGUCGUGGACAUGAUGCGUUCUAAUUUACUGUAACAUUUUCAUUCAGCCAGGGAAUCAGAUGGAGUGUGUAAAGUAUAACUCGGUCAAAAAAGCGAUAUCUUCUGGGUGAAACGUCCUAAUUGUUGUAGACAUCGGAAUUUUUGUCAGUGUCGCAUGAAGCAUUUUUAGUCAGAGUUGGGUGUCGACCCAGAAACUUACCUUGCAACUAUUGCUACGACGAGAAUUCUCAUUCGAGCAGCAUAUCCUACACUCCUCUGUUUGUGGGCCGACAUGUUUUACGCGGCUAUAGCGCUGUGGUGAAUACUGGUAUCUCCAUGUGAUAUAUUGUUGUUACCUUCUGGCUGUUUGUACCGCUCUCGCGCAGCUUCACUCUCUAGGGUGUGUGGUACUUAUUUCACAGCAUCUCCCAUUUUCUUCAAUCCACGGAAGCCUAGUAAACCCUCUUCAAUCCACUGAGCAGGAAGCUUGUAGAUCUUUGGAUGUCUGUUCUGUAGAACUAAAGCUGGGGUGAGAGGGGGCGGUGCACACAGAUUCUGACGAGACAAGUAUUUCGGCCUGCUUUUCUUCACGGCGUGAAAGAAGAAAAGAUUGAUAUUUUUUUUUGGUUUAAGAAAUUCUUGAGAUACACAUGGUAUACAUGCCUCAUGACGAAUUUGCUUUGUGUCUCUAGACUAUCUGAGGAAGAUCAUCGUACAGGGAAGGUCGUCCAAGUCGACCAAGGUUGGGGACAUCAUGACUGAAGAGGUAAUAGAGCAGCGAUGGACCGGCCAGGGGAUGGGUUUUCCUUUCUUUCCUUUUUUUUCUGGUCGGGGGCAGCUCCACGGGAUAACGGGAUUCUGAUGGACCGGCAUCUUUCUUUCUCUUCUCAUCUUGCAGAACAAGCUCAUUACUGUGACCCCGGACACCAAGGUUCUGCAGGCGAUGCAGCUGAUGACAGGUCGGCUAACGCCAUCUCUACGUUGAAGCUCUCAGCAGAUGAUCGAUCGAAAGGGGGCCCGCGGUGGCUCGCUGACCCUUGUUUCUGUGUGGGCAGACAAGCGUAUCAGGCAUAUCCCGGUGGUCGACGGCGAGGGGAUGGCGGGCAUGGUCUCCAUCGGCGACGUCGUCCGAGCCGUGGUGAGCGAGCACAGGGAGGAGCUGAACCGCCUCAACGCUUACAUUCAAGGCGGCUACUAG
This is a messenger RNA of Spirodela intermedia, 2442 nucleotides long. Lineage: Eukaryota; Viridiplantae; Streptophyta; Magnoliopsida; Alismatales; Araceae. The record is from the annotation of a GenBank genome assembly.